CCCCCAUGAGUAUGGUCAAGUUGGCUCGCCCUGCAACAUGGUCCGAAGCGUGCUUUCAGUGGAGAAUAGUAAACAAUCUACAAUGGCAUGCAUCAAUCCAUGGGACAGUUUCUGUCUUCAGGAAUAACCAGUUGUUUUAAGCUUCGGUGGGAGGUUUUUUUAUUUUUAUUUUCUAAAGGCUCUGCUGUUGCUUCAUGCAUUGCAACACAUAUGUAUGGAUGGCUGCUGGCACUUGAUGGAACACAGAAGUCACAAGUUAUUGCGAAUCGUUUUGAGCUACCAGCACUUGAAUAAUUAUGUGGCAUCACUGCCAUCUCUUUAAAACAUUAUUUCGGAUUAAUUUGAAGAACCUUCAUUGGUCCAAUUAAGCGGCUGUUAGACAUGGACGGCAUCGGGUACACCUUGCAGAAGACUGCUGAGCUGGAGCGCAUGGCCGAAGUCCUCGUUACCGGAGAACAGUUACGCCUGCGGCUCCAUGAAAGUAAGGUGAUUAAAGACAGGAGGCAUCAUCUCCGCACCUACCCAAAUUGCUUUGUAGCAAAGGAGAUUAUUGAUUGGCUUAUUGAGCACAAAGAAACAUCUGACAGGGACACUGCCAUCAAGAUCAUGCAGAAACUCCUUGACCAGAGCAUCAUUCACCAUGUUUGUGAUGAGCACAAGGAGUUCAAAGAUAUGAAGCUGUUCUAUCGUUUUAGGAAGGAUGAUGGAACAUUUCCUCUGGACAGUGAAGCCAAAGUUUUUAUGAGAGGUCAACGAAUAUAUGAGAAGUUGAUGAACACUGAAAAUACCCUGCUGCAAAGCCGUGAAGAGGAGGGAGUGACCUAUGAGCGGACACUGGUGGCCUCAGAGUUUAUAGACUGGCUGUUGCUGGAGGGUGAAAUGGCCAUCAGGGAGGAGGCUGAGCAGUUGGGACGCAGACUGCUGGAGCAUUGCAUUAUACAGCAUGUUUCUAACAAGCACCACUUUGUAGAUGGUGGACUGCUCUACCAGUUCAGGAUGAAUUUCAGGCGGCGACGACGAUUAAUGGAACUUUUGAACGAGCACUGUCAUGGCAUACCGGAGAACCAUGACAGCCCGUUCUGUCUGCGCAAACAGGGCUCUGAGGGGGGAAACACCAGCUUCCUCUCAGUAAGCCCCUCUAAAGAGAUAAAGGUGGUGUCAGCAGUAAGGCGGAGCAGUAUGAGCAGUAGUUGUGGCAGCAAUGGUUACUAUAGCAGCAGUCCCACACUUAUAUGCAGCCCCCCUGUGAUCUGCAACCCCAAGUCUGUCCUGAAGAGACAAGUGAGCCCAGAGGAACUUCAGACCUCUGGUGGACCUUACAUAAAGAAGACAUUCACAAUUGUUGGAGAUGCAGUUGGCUGGGGCUUUGUGGUGAGAGGAAGUAAACCCUGCCACAUCCAGGCAGUGGACCCUGGCGGCCCCGCUGUAGCAGCUGGAAUGAAGGUGUGUCAGUUUGUUGUGGCAGUUAAUGGACUGAAUGUGCUCACUUUGGACUACAGAACUGUCAGCAAACUCAUCCUCACUGGACCCAGAACAGUGCUUAUGGAGGUUAUGGAAGAAAUGGAAUACUGAUGACACAAUCCUUCUAUUGUCUUUCUUUCUUUGUCUCUGUUUCCUCUCAGUUUGUAUUGGCUGUGCAUGAGUGUGCGUGCGUGCGUGCAUGCGUGUGUGUGUGUGUGUGUGUGUGUGUGUGUGUGUGUGUGUGUGUGUGUGUGAGAGAGAUACAGGCAAGGCUCUUAGUUGGACUCAAAGCUCUGAGUGGAACGUUCUUUUCAAGUGGAAUGGCAUCAUUUUAAUUCAAACCAUUAACUUAGAGAGCAUGACACUAAUCCACACUUUAAGAUGUGUUCUUUCCAUUGGCUCCUCGUUGACUUUUACUCAUCCAUGUCAUCCAGAGACUGUCUGCUGAGAUCAUGUGGAAAAGCACUGCCAAAUAUUGUUUUGUAGCAGAUUUUAUUUAGAACCGUUCCAUUUAAAACACCAUUUUUGCUGAGAAAUCUAAAUAAAUUAGCAGAUCAGAUGCAAAACGAAUUUGUGCCAUUCAUGUGAGAGCAAAGUUCAGUGCUCUUUUGUUUUUUCUUUGACUGUUUCUUCAUUCAAGUUAAAGAAUGAAUGUUAUCUGUGUAUAAAAAUAAUGCUGUCUUGGAUUAGCAUAGUUGAAAUUGAUCACAUUACCUUAGUGUGAUUAGCUUUAAAUACUUGUCGUGUUUUCCGGCACUUCUAAAUAAUAAAGAGAAUUUAUGCCUCCAUAUUAAUGCAGGGGAAAACCAACAACAGCACUUACAGAGUGUGUUCUUUAGGUGAAACACAGCUAACGCACAUCUAAUAUAUGUUGUACUGUGCCUCAUAUCAGUUGUACAAGUUGAAGUAUCUUGUUAAGAUAGUUUUUAUUUAUUUUGUCUAAAUGCCCAUUAGGCAAUCAUGUAGUUAACAGUAUAAUGUUUAUAUUAUACAACAGCAUCAAAAAAUAAAUCUAUGUGAAAGUGUUACUGUCCUAACUGCAAAAUAUUUUGCCAUGAAUAGUUUAAUGUAGAAUAGUCAUGUAAUGUUUAUAUGACAAAAAGCAAUCAACAAGAAAAUACAGUCUUCUAAUUCAGUCACCAAAAUAUGAAACUAGAUUAAGAAAACAUAUGUAACACUAUUGAAGAAAUGAUCAGACUAACUGAAAAACUACAGUAGUGCCAUAUGUGUAAAGAACUCCUAUGCAUGUGUAUUGUGUACAAGUCAUCUGUGCAGGAAAAAAUACAGUGUUUAACCUCAGUAGUGCUUAUUAUUUAUCACGACACAGCUGAAAGUGUUAUAUGAACUGGACAAUAAAUAAGCUCUGUUGCCAAACUACAUCUAUCAUGUGCAGACAUGUACUGAAUUAGAGGAACAGUGGUUUUGCAGGAUGCUUCUUGUUCAUUUGGCAUUGUUUGCACUCAUUUAAAUUGAUGAGGAUGGCAAAUCAACAGGAAAACAAUGAUCUUUUGGUUUUAUAGAACUUUUUGUGCAUAUUAAGUCCCCAACCUUUAGUAUGAAUCUUAUGCCUUAAAGACCUGUAUUGUGCUGCUAAUUCUCAUGGCAGGUCAUGUAAUAUCUUUAGUUAUUUUAAAGAAUAUACCAUGUCCUUUUCUUAUGGCUGUGGUAUAGGUGAAUAUUUUAGGGUGAUCUUGACAAUCUGCAUGUUUUGUCUGGGUAUUCUUUUAAAUACCGGUCCAGAAAUGUGCCACAUUUUCUCCAGCAAUGGGAAGUGUACACAAAGCAUAAGCUAAUCUUAUAAUGAUAGUUCUUUUAUGUUUAAUUACUCUUGUUUUGAAAUUAAAAGGGAAAAGUUCAUCCAAAUCUCUGAUUUCAAUGCAAAUGAGGUCAAUGCAUGUGUGUAUGUCUGAAUCUGUAAGGAGUAAGCUCGUGGUACCAUGUCUGUAUUUCUCUGUGCAGCUCUAAAUCAUUAUAAAUGUCUGUUUAAUGUUUUAUUAAACAUCUUGAUUUCAGUUAAAUACUGUAUUCUUUCUAUAUAUGC
Molecule: messenger RNA, 3502 nt
Organism: Xyrauchen texanus (razorback sucker)
Lineage: Eukaryota; Metazoa; Chordata; Actinopteri; Cypriniformes; Catostomidae
Product: DEP domain-containing mTOR-interacting protein-like
Exons: 10
Coding region: 382-1572 (396 amino acids)
Biological process (GO): negative regulation of TOR signaling; intracellular signal transduction
Molecular function (GO): protein binding
Source: RefSeq, a predicted model, not a curated record